This is a messenger RNA of Ictalurus punctatus (channel catfish), 1324 nucleotides long. It is a transcript of the gene cdkn1ca, whose product is annotated as cyclin-dependent kinase inhibitor 1Ca. Gene Ontology annotation, biological process: regulation of cell cycle. NCBI's taxonomy places the organism in Eukaryota, Metazoa, Chordata, Actinopteri, Siluriformes, Ictaluridae. The record is from RefSeq and is a predicted model, not a curated record. The coding region runs from base 106 to 717 and encodes 203 amino acids. The transcript has 3 exons. Gene Ontology annotation, molecular function: cyclin-dependent protein serine/threonine kinase inhibitor activity. Gene Ontology annotation, cellular component: nucleus.
CCGGGCCUUCGAGCACCAAGAGGAUAAAUAUAAACCUGGUCAAACGUUCCUGAACACAAAACGCCGGUUCCGUUCCGAGUAAGACCGAACUAACUGCAGCGCGUCAUGGCUAACGUGGACAUACAGAGCCUGUGGGAGCGACACGCCGCACGCAGGACGUUUCCUGUUCUCGCCCGCACGAAGGUCUGCCGCAACCUCUUCGGACCCGUGGAUCAUGAAGAGCUGAACUGCGAAAUGAAGCGGAGACUGCAGGAAAUGUCUGAACAGGACCAGAGCCGCUGGAACUUUAACUUCGAGGAGAACGUGCCGUUGCCUGGAAAUUACGAGUGGGAGGAAAUAGCAGUGAGCACCGUGCCAUCUUUCUAUAAGGAGUCGGUGCGUAACGGGAAAGCGCGUGCUGUUAACGCCCAAGACGCCGAGUCCAGCACGGAGUGUGGAUGUAAAAAUGAAGCGCAGAGUUCCGCUGAAGCUCCGAGUCCAUCUGCGGAGGUGAACCAGGAAAACCGGUCUGGAGCUCUGAACGCCCGAGAACAUGGCACUCCUGUGUGCCGGAGAAGAAACAGGACCUCUGUGCCAGAGGAAUUGAGAAAUAGCACUACGCACAUUACAGACUUCUUCCCCAGGAGAAAACGGAGCUUGGACUCUAAGCUGACAGAGCGCACAUCCCAGUCCAGCUCCAUCCCUGCUGAAGUUACUCCACGCAAGAGAAUCAGAUGAUGCUUUGCACUGAGAAAUGCAGAAGUCCUGUGUUUUAUCUGCUGAGCGGAUGAAGGACACAUCGAGGACGAUCUGAAGACUUUUUAUUAUUAUUAUUAUUAUUAUUAUUAUUAUUAUUAUUGUUUCUCUUUAUCUGAUCAAUGUAGCAAUACUGGCUCUACCAGAACAGACUUGGUUGCAGUGUUACAACGUCUGAACGGUGCAAUUAUUUUCAAAUUAUUAUUACUGUAUUUUUAAUCUUGUUAUUAUUAUUAUUAUUAUUAUUAUUAUUAUUAUUAUUAUUAUUAUUAUUAUUAUUUUCCCUUGACAUUUUGUUUUGAACUUUAUUUUGUAGUCUACAUUGUUUCUUAUAUAAUUUAGCAUCUGAAUUUGUGUCUACUUGUGGAAGAAUAUACUAACUUAUGUCUUAUUUAUGAUCCAUGAUAGUGUCACGCUUUUAUUUACAGCUAUUGUUUAUUUACCGAAAUAUUUUUUAUGUUUUAUUUAAGUUUGUUGGAUGACGUCACGAUGCAAAUAAUGUUUCUGAGCCUCUUCUUUAAUAUAUGUAUAUACUAGCUUUGUAUUGAAGAAUUGAAUGGGUGAAAAAAAUAAAUUAUAUUUUUGUUUA